GACUGUGGAGAGAGAUCUGAAUGAAGCCAUGAUCUGCAUGAGCUCUUAGAUUUUCUUCUUUGUUCGCUAUUUUGAGAAAAGAAAUAGACCGAAAAUCUACAAAAUCUAGAAGAAUACCACAUACAGACGUGAAAUAUGAUGAAAAGAACUCUGAAAAUAUAGUAUUUUCAUUUUUAAACACAAAUAAUCAACGCAGAGGAUCAGAAGAUCAGACUUCUAGCAACAGGCCUGCUGGAAAAUUGGAGGGAAAGUUUAAAACAGGGAAAGAACCACCUAUACUCAGAGGGAGAAGCAAGAGAAUCAGCCAAUCAGAGCAGCAGCUGCAAUCAGCCCACUGCCAUAUGCAAAUGAGCUCCCCCCUCACCACCAUACAGUACCCCUCUGAGGUGAAAUCCGACACCGCAAGGAAAACCUACAAGCAGAAACUUCUGACAAACAAUCCAGAGACCCUGUUUGCAGAUCUGUUCAAAACUGGAGAAGUCUGCAACCUCAUUUUCUUCUCCGAUCACCCCAGCGCCUGGCAUAAAGCCAUCAUCAACCAUUACCCCUCUGUAAAGAAAGAAGGCAUCUAUAAUGGCUGGAAAGUCAAAAUCAGAGAACCGCAUGACCCUGACAGCACAGUGAUGACCGUCAACAUCUACAAAAAUGGUACAGUCAUGAUACAGGGCGACCUGAAAACAUUCCAGGCGGACUACAGAACAAUAGGUGAAAUCGUGAAACAUGAGAAAGCUGUACUAUCUGAAAGCUCGUCAUCUGAGCAGAAUCCACCGAUCAGCACCUCAGACCUCAGACCCACUCCUGCAGAAGCUGAGCACAUCUCGCCCUCCCUGCUCAGAGCUAUCCCUCUCCUACAGGAGCACUUCACCAAGCUAGAGAUGGAGAUGGUGCAGCUCAGAGAAACUGUGCUCAAACAGCAGCAGUUGGACACAUGUGCAGCUCACAAUGAACUCCAGCGGAACACCGAGCUCUUAACUCAGAGACUGUCAGCCCUCACACAGCAGACCAGGAAGCUUCAGACAGAGAAGGACAGCCAUCAGUGUGAGCUGACCGCCCUGAGACUCCAGCUAGAGGACAGAGAGCAGUCCACAGCAGAGAUGAGGCAGCAGCUGAGAGAGAUCCAGGAGGAGAGAGAGCAGCAGCACAGCCAGAUCCAGGCCCUGAGAGAGCAGGUGAGAGAGCUCCUCCUGGCCAGAGAAGAGCCAGAGCAGACCCACAGAGCUCAAACACUGCCCUCCAGCCCAGGGAGUCAACACCCAGCCCUCAGCGCAGAGAGACCCGACCCAGCCCGCUCGCAGCUGUCACAGCGCCCCCUGCCAGACUCCUCGUCUCACAGCAGCCCAGCACCAGCCAGCACAGAGGAACCCGAAAUAGCUCUACUCAUCGAUUCAAACGGCAAAUUCAUCGAUGUAAAGAAACUGUUCCCCCAGCACAGAGCUGUUAAACUCUGGUGUCCCACCACUGACAAAGCCCUGGAGCUCCUGACAGAGUCCCAGCUAGGCCGGCCCAGCCACAUCAUCAUCCACACGGGCACCAACGACCUGUGGAGCCAGCAGGACCGAGUGUCGAACUCCCUCAGAGCCGUCGUGGAUAAAGCUAGAGAAACCUUCCCCAACUCCAAAAUCAUCCUGUCCACUUUACUUCAGAGGAAAGAUUUCCAUCCCAACACAAUUAAUAAAAUAAACUCCAGAAUCUCUAGACAUUGUGCCCUCCUGCCCAACGUCCACUUGGCCCACCAUCCAGACCUGGACACUGAAUGUCUAUAUGACCACGUCCACCUUUAUAAGAACCUGGUACAUAUCCUCGCAAAGAGACUCAAAGAUGUCACUCUAUACAGGACCAACCAGACCAGCCCCAGGUGGAGCAGAACCAGCCCUAACCCAGCCAAUCCAUCGAGACACACUCCAGCAAACUACAUCCCAGUCCACAGCUCAUCUAGAGCCCCGACCGGAGCACCACCCAGAGGUCCACUGCCCGGAGCUCCAGCACCCAGACAGGACCCCUACAGACAGAGACCGCUCAACAACAGCCCCACAGCUCCAGCAGCUGAAGCCCGUCCACAGCAGAGCCCGACCCAGCCAGGCAGACUGAGCUACGCCCAAGCUGUCAGCGGAGGAGCAGACCACCCUAACGCUGAACUCCACAACAUCCAACACAUGCUGAGUAUCAUCUGCUCGCACCUACUAACACACAGUGGACAGUGGUAAAAAAAAAAAAAAAAAAAAAAA
Messenger RNA from Carassius auratus (goldfish), 2225 nucleotides. RefSeq lists its product as uncharacterized. The coding region runs from base 342 to 2204 and encodes 620 amino acids. NCBI's taxonomy places the organism in Eukaryota, Metazoa, Chordata, Actinopteri, Cypriniformes, Cyprinidae. The transcript is spliced from 2 exons. The record is from RefSeq and is a predicted model, not a curated record.